AUGAUAAAGACAGAUAGUCCAGAGAUCCGCACGUUGAAUGGGAACGCCAUCUGGAAUGCCGAGGUCCUGCCAAAUGGAGUGAGGCUCUCCCUGACAAGUGCAGAUGGUCAUGAGGGCUAUCCUGGAGAGCUGCAAGUCUCGGUGACCUACAUGUUGGAAGGGGACGUGCUGUCGGUGCAUUACGAGGCCCGCACCAACAAGACGACUCCAGUCAACCUGACAAAUCAUUCCUACUUCAAUCUGGCCGGCCAGGGGACUCCUGAUAUCUAUGACCAUGAAAUUUCCAUCAAUGCUGAUGCCUACCUGCCUGUGGACAGCACUAUGAUUCCUACAGGAGACGUCCAACCAGUGAAGGGCACACCGUUCGACCUGAGGAGCUCCGUGCGGAUUGGAGAUCGCCUGAGUCAACUGCCAGAUCGCGGCUUUGACCACAACUUCUGCUUGUCUUCACCAGAAGAGCGCCGUGAAACCCCCAAGUAUUUCUCCCGCGUUUACCACCCUGGCAGCGGGCGAGUCUUGAACGUGGCCACGACGCAGCCUGGAGUCCAGUUCUACACGGCCAACUUUCUGGAUGCGUCUAUAAAAGGAAAAGGAGGAGCUGCGUACCCCAAACACUCGGCCUUCUGCUUGGAGACGCAAAACUGGCCGGAUGCCAUUAAUAAGCCCCACUUCCCGGAUGUUCUGCUGCGGCCAGGAGACGACUACGGCCACACGACGCGGUUCCAGUUUUCUACUGCUUGACGUGAGCCGGUGAGUCCAUUCCAGUUUGGGCCGCCCAUUCUGCAGGAACACAAAUCUCCAACCUGGGAAGAAAAGAAAACACACCUCACGUGCCUCCGCGGGGACCGGCGCGCUGUGACUUCUCAUGGACACUUCUGGCAAACGUGAAUAAAAAUUCUGAAGUUC
Molecule: messenger RNA, 906 nt
Organism: Polypterus senegalus (gray bichir)
Lineage: Eukaryota; Metazoa; Chordata; Cladistia; Polypteriformes; Polypteridae
Gene: galm
Product: galactose mutarotase
Exons: 6
Coding region: 1-741 (246 amino acids)
Biological process (GO): glucose metabolic process; beta-D-galactose catabolic process via UDP-galactose, Leloir pathway
Molecular function (GO): aldose 1-epimerase activity; carbohydrate binding
Source: RefSeq, a predicted model, not a curated record